AUGCCUGCUAUGACUACCACCGAAAAGGAGAACAAUGAUAUUUCCUUAAACUGCUCUGAGUUAAAUUCUGUUAAUAUUCUGAAUAAAGAGCUCCCAGAUUCUCCUACAACUUAUAAUCUAUAUUGCUUACUAGUGACGUUAAUAGCUUUGGUAGUACGGUUAGUUAAAAUUUCAUUCCCUGACGCUGUUGUUUUCGAUGAAGUGCAUUUUGGAAAAUUUGCAUCAUAUUACCUUGAAAGAAGGUUCUUCUUUGAUGUACAUCCUCCAUUAGCUAAACUAUUUUUUGCGUUAAUAGGAUACUUUGCUCGUUAUGAUGGAUAUUUUAAAUUUGAUUCUGUCGGUCAAAGCUACAUCGAGGGUGGUGACAUCGUUGCACCUUACGUCACCUACAGGGUAGUCAACGCUUUAUUGGGCACUCUCAUAGUACCACUAAUAUUUAAUUCGUUAAAAGAAUUAAAUUGUUUUGCGAUAACGUGUGCAUUCGGAUCAUUACUUUUUGCUUUAGAUAAUGCUCAAGUAUGUCAAACAAGAUUUAUCUUCUUAGAUACAUUAUUACUGUUGAGCAUCAUUGCUACAAUAUAUUCUUAUAUCAGAUAUUACAAGUGUGAAAUAACGCCUGGGAAAUCAUUUUCCAAAGAAUGGUAUAUAUGGUUAAUUCAAACGGGAAUAUACUUGUCUUGUGCCAUAUCUUGUAAAUAUGUUGGCGUGAUGACAUAUGCAACUAUAGGAAUUGCUGUGUUAUAUAAUUUAUGGCAACUAUUUUGUCAGUUAAGAAGCACAAAUAUGAGGAUUUUUAUUAGAUAUUUUCUACAAAAAUUAAAUUAUUUGGUAAUGUUACCCUUUUUAUUGUAUUUAUUUUGGUUUUGGAUUCAUUUCCAAAUAUUGAUAUAUGAUGGCGAGGAGAGUGAAAUUUUGUCUGAAACAUUUCAAGACAGUUUGAUACCUAAUGAAGACCUCUUUCAACGUCACGAUCAAUAUAAUGUCAAAUUCUACGAUAAAAUUACGAUACGUCACAGUUUUUCAGAAAUCUUUUUAGGUGUGGGCAAUGAUACCAAUAAUACUAUAUUGGGUACUAAUACGACUAGUGAUAUGACAGUGUGGCAAGUUCUACCAGAGAGCCAGUGUGAUUAUUCCGAGUGGAACUCAAUAUUGACAUUGAAUACUAAUGUAAGAUUUCAAAAUGUUUACACUGGGAAAUAUUUAACAUCAAAUAAUAUGUUGGAUGCUUCACCAGAAACACAUAGUGAAAUAACCAGAUUUGCGCUCGUUGAUAAGGAUGUAGCAGAUACGUAUAUGUAUGAGUACACGUUAUUUAACCUAUUAUCUUUAAGGGAAAUUGACUUUGGCCACGUUGUAAGUUCUAAUAAAACUACUUUCAAAAUAUUUAAUCCCGAACUGGAAUGCACUCUUUAUAUGGAUAAUAAGGCCAGUAGUUAUUUGGAUGUAGGUAAACCAUUAAUUAUGGCAAAUAUGGAUCUUGAAAAGAUUGAUUUUGUCUACAAUAAUUGGAAAAUAGACAGCAUCAUUGAUUUAGAUAAAGGAAGAGGACGUGAAGCGACAGAUAGAAGAUUUACACAGUACCCGUUUUUCAGCAAAUGGUCAGAAUUACAGAAUUCCAUGUUUAUGUAUAAUAAUGAUCUAUCUGCUGAACACAAUUUUGCUUCACAACCAUCAGCUUGGCCCCUGAGUAUCAGUGGAGUCCUUUAUUGGACUAGAGCUGAAAAUAGAGAACAAAUCUACUUUAUUGGUAAUAUUAUAGCCUGGUGGUUUGAAACUGCUACUCUUUUAAUAUAUGGGAUGAUGGUGAUGGUUGAUAUAUUAUUACCUAAUAGUGCCAUAGGAAUUUUUAAGGAUAACAGCAGGGAACGUAUGUAUGGGCCGCUAGCAUUCUUAUUUAUAGGAUGGGCCUGUCACUACUUCCCAUUCUAUCUAAUGGAAAGACAAAAAUUCUUGCAUCAUUAUUUACCAGCCCAGAUGAUAAGUUGUUUGUUUACAGCUAUUUUUUGGGAGUCCCUCCUACAGGUAAACGUAACGAAACCUGAUAAUUCUUCACAAACAAGAAGAAGAUUAUUUUCAUCAUAUAUGUUUCUACUUGUCCCAAUACUAGCAUGUUUCGUAUUUUAUGGUCCUAUCAUUUACGGCUGGCCAGUACUGGAGCCUGAACAACUGCAACAAAGAGAAUGGUUUGAUAUUGAUCUUAACUUCACUUAA
This is a messenger RNA of Maudiozyma saulgeensis, 2211 nucleotides long. NCBI's taxonomy places the organism in Eukaryota, Fungi, Ascomycota, Saccharomycetes, Saccharomycetales, Saccharomycetaceae. The record is from the annotation of a GenBank genome assembly.